UGGGGUAACACUCUAAAUAGCAAAAUUUUCUUUAUACUCAAGGCUUGAUUCGGAAAUCUCUCAGAUUAAUGUGAAACAGUUCCACCAUUACACUCAGGAGGAUUUGGUAAUAGGUCAAAAAAUAAAGCCUGUUUGGCACUAGAACAAUCUUUUGCUCUUUUUUUUUUGGGUUUCCAGUGACUCCCAGAAUGUUCGAGAAACGAAAUAAGAUCCUCUAAAAUGGAGCUCUGUUCCAUAGCAAUGGAUAAUUGUAAUGAUCUGUCUUCAUCACCCUCAAUCAGGUGAGAUGUCAGAUUACGAAAACGUUGUUGCUGGGAAGUUAAGACUAAAGGGCAAAGCUCUAGAAGUGAAAUCUAACGGGAUAAAAACGAAAAAGAAGCACAAGCAUCAGUAUGAUCUCGUGACUCAAGUGACAGCAGGCGGAAACAACCCAUUGACAACAAACCAGCUCGAGGAUGAUCUAACUACCAAGAACGACGAUCAUCUAACACCAGCAGAGAGAAAAUACCUCGAGCAGUGGGAGAAAUUAAACAUCAAACGACUGGCAAAAGAAGCUAAGAAAUCCCAUCGCGAUAGAAUUCAAGAAUUUAAUCGAUACCUAGCUAAUCUUACUGAGCAUUAUGACAUUCCUAAAGUUGGUCCUGGUUAAAAUGAACCAGUCUUUGAGAACUCCAUUUUUUUUCCUGUCAUUUUCUGCAUGCUAUGGAUUGUUUUGAGUCUUGAAUUCAAAUCGAUUUGUACUGUAGAUGAAAACUGCUGCUUGUUUCUUAGACUCGAUGACUCAAAAACUAUAUGAAAAGUUCUACAAGUUGAUUCA
Messenger RNA from Solanum pennellii, 817 nucleotides. RefSeq names its product protein FAM32A-like. NCBI's taxonomy places the organism in Eukaryota, Viridiplantae, Streptophyta, Magnoliopsida, Solanales, Solanaceae. Gene Ontology annotation, cellular component: nucleolus. The transcript has 3 exons. The record is from RefSeq and is a predicted model, not a curated record. Bases 254 to 649 code for a protein of 131 amino acids.